AUGACUGCUAAUUUACAAUCACGUUCUGCAUCCAUGUCCAAUCCGAUGGAUAAUGAACCGGUAACUUUGUUGAAAGCAUCUGCUUCCAAGAACAAUGGAGCUUUGAGAUCGGCUUCAAUUGGAUCCAGUUUCUUCAACAAAGAUACUUCAAAUUUUUUCAACCAAUCUGCCGAUGUCGCCAAUACCUCUACUCAUUCUAUGGAUGAUGAAGUACAAGAAUCAUCUGGAUCUUCAUCCAAUGACGAUCGAACAAUUGCUCCUGGAACCGCAUCAACUGAUUUGGAUAUAGUAGGUGCUUUAGGUAAUCUUGAUUUAGAUGGAGACUUUGAAUUACCCAAAGAUCCUUCCAAUGAUGUUGCUGCCAUUAAUGAACAUCAAAAUGAUAAUCAAUUCCCGCAGCAACCCCAUUUUUUCUAUGCUCAUGGGGCCGAUGCUUCUGCUGGAAAUUAUUAUCAACAAUUCUAUCAUCCACCUCAUCAAGGGUCCUUAACUCCUAAUCCUUCCGGUGCCGGAUUUAUGCCUUCGACUUUUGGUCCAACUAGUACUCCUUCUACUACCUGGGCUAAUAAUUUCGUUCCUUCCUCUGCUCCUCCUUUUGCUUAUGGAAAUGGAUCGAAUCCUAAUGAUUUGAAUUUGAAUGCAGUCAAACCUUUUGAACUUCCUGAAGAUUCAAAAGAUGGUGCUUCAAGCUCAGAACAAUCCUCAAUCAAUGGUGGCGCUUCAAGCUCCAAUGCUAAUACAAGUAAUGGUUCUGGACCAAUCCCAAACGGUGCUAUUCCUCCUAAUAUUCCAAACUUGCAUGGUCCAUUUUCCACACCUCCACCUCCUGUUUUCGGUGGUGUCUUGGAUUCUCAAAUGCAAUUCAACCCUGGUCAACCUGCAGUUUACUCUGGAAGCGGAUAUGAUGGUAAUAAAGGGAUCAAACAAGAAGGAAAUGUUUCUAAUGAUUCAUCAGUAAAUCCUUCAGGUACUCCAAUUGGCCAACCAUUCCCUGUUAGAAACUUCCCAAUCAGUGGAACUCCUACUCCAGUGUCAUUAGCUAUUGGAGGAGAAGCUUCUAAAAAUUCUUAUUUUAAUGAUAAUUUAUCCAUGUCAAUGCCUCCUCCUAUGACUAUGGGACCACCUCCUCAAGUAGGUAGUCCUAGUAUGUGGAAUCAGCAUCCAAUCAUUAAUACCCAUCACCGCCAUCCAUCAAUUCCUGGUCAACCGGGGUUCGACACUAGAUUAGGUGGUUCCGGGAUUCAACCCGUGGGUGGUCAAUUUAAUGGGGGCAUGAUGUCAAAUCGCUUCAAUGGUAGUGGUAAUUCUCAUCACGGUGGACGUCAUCGUCAUAAUCAUAAUAAUUAUGGAAUGAAUAAUGGUAUGAAUGUGCACCGUAAAAUGCACAAUAAUCAUAGAAGAAAAGGAGACGAUGCUUCCAAAUAUGCAAAUGCUAAAUUAGAAGACUUCACCGGAGAAUUUUUUUCCUUGUGUAAAGAUCAACAUGGAUGCCGUUUCUUACAACGUCAAUUGGAUUUAGGUCGCGAGGCGGCAGCAACCAAUGAUCCAAAUCUUUUAACAAAUGAUAUUGCUGCAACCAUGAUUUUUAAUGAAAUUUACUUAAAAAUCAUUGAAUUAAUGGUUGAUCCAUUUGGUAAUUAUCUCAUACAAAAAUUAUUUGAAAAUGUUUCUAAUGAUCAAAGAAUUAUUUUGGUUAAAAAUGCAGCACCCGAAUUUAUCAGAAUUGCUUUGGAUCCUCAUGGUACUCGUGCUUUACAAAAAUUAGUUGAAUGUAUUUCUACUGAAGAAGAAGCUCAAUUAAUUAUCAAAUCAUUAUCACCUCACAUUGUAUCAUUAUCAAGAGAUUUGAAUGGUAAUCACGUUGUUCAGAAAUGUUUACAAAAAUUAAAAUCCGAAGAUAAUCAAUUCAUUUUUGAGACUGCUUCAUUACAUUGUAAUGAAAUUGCUACUCAUAGACAUGGAUGUUGUGUUUUACAAAGAUGUUUGGAUCACGGUAAUGCUGAACAACGCCAACAAUUAUCUUUGAAAGUGGCUGAAAACGCCACUAACUUAUCGUUAGAUCCUUUUGGAAAUUACGUUGUACAAUAUGUAUUAUCAAGAGGUGAUGAUGAAUCAAUCAGAAUCAUUUUGGAUCAUAUCAAAUCAAAUGUUAUUUCAUUAUCCUUACAUAAAUUUGGUUCUAAUGUCAUUGAAAAAUCCUUAAGAAUCAAUAAAUUAACCGAUAGUUUAAUUAAGGUUUUAUUACUCAAUAAAGACCGUUUCAGUGAAAUGUUAAAUGAUGCGUUUGGUAAUUACGUCUUACAAACUAGUUUGGAUGUUGCCAGUAAAGAAGAUUUGGCUGACUUAUCUUUGGCUUUACAACCUUUGUUACCAAAUAUCAAGAACACUCCCCAUGGUAGACGUAUCAUGACUAAGAUCCAAAGUAUUCUCUGAUUGCUUUUCCUUCCUUCUGUUACAUCUUGCCUUCUUACUAUUAUUACUUUGUUUUUUUCUAAUGUGUUAUUGAUUUUUGUCUCUUUCUAUAUCUUUGAUGCUUUCCGUCAUGUAUUGGAAUUGGCUUCAUAUCUUUUUUUUGUAUUUUAGGCUGUAUACUAUCUUUGUUUCUUAUAUAUAUAUACUUUUCC
Messenger RNA from Hyphopichia burtonii NRRL Y-1933, 2624 nucleotides. RefSeq lists its product as uncharacterized. The record is from RefSeq and is a predicted model, not a curated record. Gene Ontology annotation, cellular component: cytoplasm. Gene Ontology annotation, biological process: post-transcriptional regulation of gene expression. NCBI's taxonomy places the organism in Eukaryota, Fungi, Ascomycota, Pichiomycetes, Serinales, Debaryomycetaceae. The coding region runs from base 1 to 2433 and encodes 810 amino acids. Gene Ontology annotation, molecular function: mRNA binding. The transcript is spliced from 2 exons.